Messenger RNA from Cinara cedri, 399 nucleotides. The record is from the annotation of a GenBank genome assembly. Lineage: Eukaryota; Metazoa; Arthropoda; Insecta; Hemiptera; Aphididae.
AUGGACAAAGGAUUGUUAGAACCAAUAUAUUGUCACAAAUGCAAAAAGAAAACUAAAAAUUUUAAACCAAUCAAGGUUCAAACAACAAAUGGUCUAUAGAGAAUUUCAACACAAUGUUUAAAAUAUAAAACAAACAAAAGUAAAUUUAUUAAAACUCCUUUAGGAAAAGAAACAAUUUCAAAAAUAAAAUUUGAAAAAAUAACAAAGCAAGAUAAACGAAGUAUUGCAAAAGAACUUCAUAAACCAGUAAGAUCUCUAUUUCUAAAAAGGAAAAUAAAAACAUAUGGUAUUGAUGAUUUGUGGCCUGCAGAUUUAGUUAUAAUGAUAAAUUAUGGUAAUGAAAAUUCAGGUUAUUUAUAUAUGUUGAAUGUUAUGGAUACUUUUUCAAAAUUUGCUUAA